AAAAUCAACAAAAAAUAUUUCGUAUACUUCACUAUAACGACAGAAAUAUUUAAAAAAAAAAAUAAACUUAGAAAUCUUAAAUCUAACGGAAAAAAAUCUCAAUUUUUUCAAACUAAACUAAAAAUUCUUUUUUACACACCAAGAGCGUAAAAAUAUACAAAUUUUGCCAAAAUAGGAAACGCGCCGAAACGCCAUAACAAAAUCGUCUGCAGUUCAGUCAGCCAGUGAGAUACAACAAAAAGAAAUUACAAAAAUAUAAUAAAAUAACAUUAACCACGUAACAACGUAAGUGUAGCCAAACACCAGCAACAAUAACAACAACCUACAACAAAAAAUAGCCGUAAAGCAAUAACAACAGCAACAACAACAGCUAGCGAAGCGCUCAACAAGUGAGAUUCCUUGGCUUUGUAAACGGCUUUCAGAAUUUCAUUUCGGCACAAAGCUCGGCUGUUUGGUGAAAAUCGCGAGACAGUUGUAAGGAAGAAACGUGUGAAACGUGCAAGCAUAGUAGCGGUAAAUUCAAAUUUUGAAGGGAGCAUAAAUCAGCGUUCAAAAUGUCUGAAUCAGUUUGUCACAAAUGCAACGAAAUCAUCACGAAACGCAUCAUAACCGCGCUCGGCAAGACCUGGCAUCCGGAGCAUUUUGCCUGCAAGGACUGCAACACACCCAUCGAGGAGGCCACAUUCAAUAUACAAGAUGGUGAACCGGUUUGCUCUAAAUGUUUUUUGAAAAACUACUCAGGCACAUGUCAUGGCUGUAAGCAGCCCAUUUUGGAGCGCACAAUCAAGGCACUCGGCCAAACUUGGCACGAAGAUUGCUUCGUGUGUGGCGGCCCAUGUCAGAAGCCACUGGUGGGCACCUCAUUCUAUGAGCGUGAUGGACGCGCUUACUGUAAGACCGACUUUGAGGAACUCUUUGCUGCACGCUGCGCCGGCUGCGCCAAACCCAUAACAGAAAAUGCGAUUGUGGCAUUGAACUCUAAAUGGCAUAGGGACUGCUUCAAAUGCAAGAAAUGCGCCAACCCCAUCACGGCGAGCAUAUUCGCAGUCGAGGAGAACAAACCGGUGUGCACGGAGUGCUCAGCCUAGAAGCAGGACGCAACGCAGACAACUGAAGUAAUAAACAAUGUGAAUGCUAAGGACAAUGGAUAAAAAAGACAGUUAGAAAGCGAGAAACAUAGAGAGAAGGAGAGGAAGAGAAUGCGCAUGUGAGCGCAAGCGUUUAAUUACCUGAAAAAAAUCUAGUUUUAAAAGGCAACUCAAAUAACAAAAGGGAUAAAAGUGAAAUAAUACACAACAUGCAAGCAACGAAAUCGGAGAAUAUUUUAUGCAAAAUAGAAUUGAAUUUUUUCUAAUUGCUGCGCUACUAACCAGGAAUUAAGUAGAAACUACGCAUAACCGACACAUUUGAGACUCUGCAGUUAAUCAAAAAGUAUAUAUAUGUAUGUAUGUAUUAAAAACACACACACAAAAUCCACAUGCAUUCCACAUGUAUUCCACAACACAAUACACACCUCACCGAUCGCUAAACACACACACCAACAACAACAUCGAAAUAUUAUUAACUACCGGAGGGACAAGUGGUUGCUAUGAGCUUCUUCGACCUGGUCUUAUAAACAGGUUGCCUCACUAAAAGCCCUCAAGCCUUAUGGUUUUACAAUCCAACCUACCAACUGGCAAUUAAUUGUUGUUGUUUUCCUCUCACUAUAACUGCAGGCAAAUUUAUUAUAUAAGAUUCUAUUUGCGUUUGAUUCGUUUAAAGAAUUUCUUUACUUCUACUUUUAUUCGUUUUUUUUUGGAGAAAAAAAAAAUUAUACUUAAUUGUUUUUUUAUAUUACUACGACCAUUUUUUAACGACUAAAAAUUAUGUAAAUUACAUUGGUUCGUAUAUUCCUAAGUGACAAAUUUAUCUUUUUUUGCAUUUUUGCGAUUUUUAUUUUCUUCAAACUAUGCUCAGCUAAUUUGAAAAAAGAAUUAUUUAAACUUAAAUUUGAAAGUCUUACAUUUCGGUAGUCUCUAUGCGCUAUAUAAAACACGAUAAAACUUUAAUACUCGUCUCUCAAGUUUAAAAUUUUUAAAAUUUGCCUCAAAAACGUUUCAAGUAGGUUAUACAUACAUACAUACUAACUGUUAUGCAAAAAUCUUGGGGCUGAGUCAUGAAAUUAUGGAACACUACACACUAGACUACUUAAAUUGUAAAACAAAAUUGCUAACACAACAUUCCAGCCAUUUUGAUUCGUUACAAAAACAA
Messenger RNA from Zeugodacus cucurbitae (melon fly), 2250 nucleotides. RefSeq names its product transforming growth factor beta-1-induced transcript 1 protein. Gene Ontology annotation, biological process: cell-cell junction organization; cell-cell adhesion; positive regulation of substrate adhesion-dependent cell spreading. Gene Ontology annotation, cellular component: cell-cell junction; focal adhesion; cytoplasm. The transcript has 4 exons. NCBI's taxonomy places the organism in Eukaryota, Metazoa, Arthropoda, Insecta, Diptera, Tephritidae. Bases 555 to 1088 code for a protein of 177 amino acids. The record is from RefSeq and is a predicted model, not a curated record.